AUGCUCAAGAUUGAUUCGUUGAACCUCUCCAGCUCCGGAUCCCGUCCAAGGACCCCGCCAUCGGCUCCAGGUCACGAACGAACAGCCUCCGCCAGCUCUCCGUCGCGAAAAGCGAGCUCCAAAACCAACGCACCGCCGUUGAAGACAUAUAUGAACUUCUUAUCCAAUACCAACGAUGACUGGACCGUGGACGACGAUGGCGAAGAGAUGUACGACUACGAGUCGGACGACGGCGACGACUUUGGGUUACCAAGUUUAUCCAAUAUGAAGAGGCGGACAAAGAAGAAGGCCGAGCUGAGUAGAGCCCAAACCGACAAUGGGUUGGGCUAUGACGACGACGACAAGGAGCCGCGGCCACGACGAAACUCGGAUAGCGCCGACAUCGCCAUCGAGCGGCCGUCGUCGAUAUACCCCAUGCCCAAGAAGAGCGAGGGCAAGAUACUACGGCCGCAAUACAAAGAAAUACUACGCGAUCCCGCGAAUGCGCUCCAUCUGAUCAACUACCCAUCACCACCAUCCAACGCAACACCGAAAGAAAUUGACGCCAUCAACUCAAGGAUAACAAGGAUAAACAAGUUCAAAAGGUUACUCCAAGCAUCAACCAUACCCCUGCCCGACCUUCGCGCCCUGGCCUGGUCCGGCGUGCCCGAAGAGGUGCGCGCCAUGACCUGGCAACUCCUUCUCAGCUACCUUCCCACGAGCAGCGAAAGAAGGGUGGCCACCCUUGAACGAAAAAGGAAAGAGUACCUCGACGGCGUCCGUCAAGCCUUUGACAAGGGCGGCAGCAGUAACAACAACAGCAACAGCAAUAGUGGCACGCCCAACCCACCAGCUCGCGGCGGGCGUGGCCUCGACGAGGCCAUCUGGCACCAAAUUAGCAUCGACGUGCCGCGCACCAACCCGCACAUUGAGCUGUACAGCUACGAAGCCACGCAGCGCUCGCUCGAGCGCAUACUAUACGUGUGGGCGGUGCGGCACCCGGCGAGCGGCUACGUCCAAGGCAUCAAUGACCUCGUCAGCCCCUUCUGGCAGGUCUUCCUGGGGACGUACAUCACGGACGCGGACAUCGAGCGCGGCAUGGACCCGGGCCAGCUCCCUAGGGCGGUGCUGGACGCGGUAGAGGCCGACUCGUUUUGGUGCCUUACCAAGCUUCUGGACGGCAUCCAAGAUCAUUAUAUCGUGGCGCAGCCGGGGAUCCAGCGGCAGGUGUCUGCCCUACGGGACCUAACGGCGAGGAUAGACGCCGGGCUGGCGAAGCACUUGGAGAAGGAGAACGUCGAGUUUAUCCAGUUCAGUUUCCGCUGGAUGAACUGCCUCCUCAUGCGGGAGAUCAGCGUGAAGAAUACGAUCCGGAUGUGGGACACCUACAUGGCCGAAGAGCAAGGCUUCUCCGAGUUCCACCUGUACGUGUGCGCCGCCUUUCUCGUCAAGUGGUCCGACAAGCUGGUCAAGAUGGACUUCCAGGAGAUCAUGAUGUUCCUGCAGUCGCUGCCGACGCGCGGGUGGACCGAGAAGGACAUCGAGCUGCUGCUGAGCGAGGCCUACAUCUGGCAGAGCCUUUUCAAGGGCUCGUCGGCCCACCUCCGCGGGCCCGAGAACAGGGUGCCGAGCGCCAACUUCCAGCUCUGA
Molecule: messenger RNA, 1629 nt
Organism: Chaetomium globosum CBS 148.51
Lineage: Eukaryota; Fungi; Ascomycota; Sordariomycetes; Sordariales; Chaetomiaceae
Exons: 3
Coding region: 1-1629 (542 amino acids)
Biological process (GO): activation of GTPase activity
Cellular component (GO): Golgi apparatus
Molecular function (GO): GTPase activator activity
Source: RefSeq, a predicted model, not a curated record